AUGCCUCUCUCCGAGUACUUUACGAGUCCUACAUCCCUCUAUAAUCGACAGUUCCUCGGCAAGCUAGUCGCUCGAGACCAGAUGCCCUUCGCCGACAAUGCAUUGCAGGUCCUCAAGAAGACCGCUCCUCAUUCGGGCCACCCGAACUUCGCGCACCUCACCCUGCUCGUUUUCGAAGCUGUGUUGGAAGUGGUCUGUGUCAGUCUACCAGGAUACAUAGUGGCAAGACAGGGCAUGUUCGACGCCGAGGGACAGAAGUUGAUGGCCAAUCUCAAUGUCAUGCUCUUUACGCCAUGUCUUAUCUUCACAAAGCUAGCGUCACAACUCACAGCGGAGAAGUUGGCUGAUUUGGCCAUAAUCCCGGCCAUCUUCGUCGUCCAGACCUUGGUUUCGUUCCUAUGCGCUUGGACCAUUGGGAAGGUGAUGAAAUUUAAAAAGAGACAAGCCAAUUUCGUGAUUGCCAUGGGCGUGUUCGGCAACUCGAACUCUUUGCCCAUUUCGCUCGUCCUAUCUUUGUCCAAAACGCUCAAGGGGCUGCAUUGGGAUAAAGUCCCUAAUGACAAUGAUGAAGAGGUCGGAGCUCGAGGGAUCCUCUACCUGCUCAUCUUCCAGCAAUUGGGCCAGCUACUGCGCUGGAGUUGGGGUUACAACGUCCUGCUCGCUCCGCCCGACAGCUACACGGAAGCAGAAGGCGGGACCAAGAAGGAAGAUCGCAUUGAACGAGGGCGAGGAGAGUUUCGCGAGUAUACGGAUGAGGAUGCCGGAAAUCGUCGGCUGCUGAGCCCCAGCUAUGAUGGGAUUCGAGAUACCAGCGAGGACUUUGAGGAAUACCAGGAGGACGACGACGAGGACGACGAUGUGACUCGAAUAGGAACUGAGUCACCGACGACAGCGAAAUCCGACGGUCUCAAAACCCCGCGCACUCCCCACAACAGGUCCUCGAGGACUUCCCCCAAUCGACAACUGAACGGCUCCGGCCCCGAUACAAUUGAUCCGACACAUGCUGCUCCCAAUGAGAUGAUGGCGCCUCAUCACCAAGUAGACUACCCUGCGUGGCUGAAAUAUCCGGAAAACAAAAAGUACGAUGAGAAUUGCGGAGGCAUCAAAGGGUACAUCAAUCGUGGAAGAAACGCAGUACGAUACCACCGUUUGAAGAUUGGGCAUCUUAUUCGGACAAGGUCGAGGCGGGCCUUUGACUCUCUUCCUAAGCCAGUGCAGAGAGCCAUGUCCUAUACCGGGGCAAAGAUGGCCGCCUUUCUGGCUGGUGUGUGGGAGUUUAUGAAUCCACCGCUGUGGUCCAUGUUGGUUGCCAUCAUUGUAGCAUCUGUGCCCUACCUGCAACAUCUCUUCUUCGAUAAGGGGACGUUCCUGGCAAAUUCGGCCACGCGGGCAGUACAACAGAGCGGUGCUGUCGCGGUGCCACUGAUUCUGGUGGUGCUCGGAGGGAACCUUGCCCGAAAUACCAUCCCCAAAAAUCAACCAGGUGAUAUCACGGACCCAAAGGAAGAGAAUAGGCUUCUCUAUGCAUCAUUGCUGGCGCGGAUGGUAUUCCCGACAAUUGUGAUGGCACCCUUCCUUGCGUUGGUCGCCAAAUACGUCCCUGUCAGCAUCGUUGAUGACAAGAUUUUCAUCGUGGUUGCUUUCCUCCUUACUGGGGCACCAUCAGCGCUCCAGCUGAGCGCCAUCACACAGACAAACAAUGUCUAUCCAAAGGUUAUGUCAAACAUCCUCUUUCAGAGCUACGUGGUUUGGAUUCUCCCGUCGACACUGAUAUUGGUUCUUUUGGCCCUGGAAACGGUGGAAUGGGCAACGAGUUGA
This is a messenger RNA of Cladophialophora psammophila CBS 110553, 1818 nucleotides long. RefSeq lists its product as uncharacterized. NCBI's taxonomy places the organism in Eukaryota, Fungi, Ascomycota, Eurotiomycetes, Chaetothyriales, Herpotrichiellaceae. Gene Ontology annotation, biological process: transmembrane transport. The record is from RefSeq and is a predicted model, not a curated record. Bases 1 to 1818 code for a protein of 605 amino acids. The transcript has a single exon. Gene Ontology annotation, cellular component: membrane; endoplasmic reticulum.